Messenger RNA from Loxodonta africana (African savanna elephant), 7330 nucleotides. It is a transcript of the gene SEC24A, whose product is annotated as SEC24 homolog A, COPII coat complex component. The transcript is spliced from 23 exons. The record is from RefSeq and is a predicted model, not a curated record. Gene Ontology annotation, biological process: COPII-coated vesicle cargo loading; endoplasmic reticulum to Golgi vesicle-mediated transport; intracellular protein transport. Gene Ontology annotation, cellular component: endoplasmic reticulum exit site; COPII vesicle coat. Gene Ontology annotation, molecular function: SNARE binding; zinc ion binding. The coding region runs from base 480 to 3794 and encodes 1104 amino acids. NCBI's taxonomy places the organism in Eukaryota, Metazoa, Chordata, Mammalia, Proboscidea, Elephantidae.
GCAGCAAGAGUGAGUGACGUGGCAGGCGAGGCCAGGCACCGUCCGUCUGCCCGGGACACCUCAGCUGUCAGGUGGCCUGGGGGCAGCGCAGUGAGGAGAAGAUUGUGCUGGCAGCCGCCCGGACCGAAGCCGGAAGUGCCACGUGUCCCGACUGCGCCUGCGCAGCCGGCUGCUGACAGGCACUUCCGGCCGCGGCCUCCAUCCUUCUCUCCGCUUGGCUGCGGCCUCCCGGCCUGCGGUUCAGGGCCUUACCGUCCCGACUUCCAAGCCUCAGCUCCCAGGCCAGGCAGAGGCCGCCGGUGGGCUGGGGAGAGUGCGGCGUCAUGCCUAGGGCUUGAUGCGCUGCCGUAUCUCCUCCCCGCUUCCAAUCGUGAAACGUUAGUCCCCCUCCCUCAGCUUUCAGCAAUCUUUCAGUUCUCCUCGGGUCCGCUGUGGCCGACCCCCACCAGGCCCUUCCAACCCGGAUAACCGCCGUCGUCAUGUCCCAGCCGGGAACACCGGCCUCCGGGGGCGCCUCGACCGGUCUCCAGUCGCAGAACGGGGCUGCCUCGAUCUCGGGGUCUCCCUACACCAACGGUCCUGUCCAAAAUGCAUUGAUGUCUUCACGGUCGUCAGCAAGCCAAGGAUAUAAUUCUCAGCUUCCAGGACCCUACCCUCAUCUAAUACCAGCAAAGACUUCUUUGAAUCCAGUCUCUGGACAGUCUAACUACGGUGGUUCUCAGACUGUUUCUCUAUUAAGUAAUUAUCAGGGACCUAGUCAGACUCUUAAUAGACCACCCGUGGCUUCUAAUACAGAGACACCGUCACUCCGUAGCGGUCCCGUUUCCCAAAUGCCGCCACCUGCUUCUCAGAACCCAGCUCCUACACCAAUGCCUUCUGGUAGUUUUCUUCCCGGAGUCAACCUACCACCACCACCACCUUUGAAUUGGCAAUAUAACUAUACGUCCACAGGAUCACAGACAAACCAUUAUCCUCGUGUAUCAUCCCAACCAACUGUAUCUGGAAAUACAAAUUUAACAGCAAAUCAUCAGUAUAUUUCUUCUGGAGAUCCUUCACUUCAAAACAGCUACAUAAAAUCAGGUUCUGCGCCCCCUUUAGUGAAUCCAUCUCUGCCUACUACUUUUCAACCAGGAGCUCCACCUGGACCCCCUCCAACUAGAGGCCCACCUCCAGUCAGAGCCCUUAAUCCCCAGAAAUCAUCACAUAGUCCUGUACCCCAACCCUCAUUUAACUCAGCUAUCAAACAAGAAGGUGGUACAUCAAAUACCAAUAAUGGAUCUAUGGUGGUCCACAACAGUUAUGAUGAAAUUGAAGGAGGUGGCUUCUUGGCAACACCACAGCUUAUGAAUAAGAAUCCCAAAAUGGGCCGAAGUGUUGGAUAUUCAUAUCCCUCCCUACCACCUGGCUAUCAGAACACACCACCAACUGGUACAACUGGAAUGCCACCCUCUUCCUUGAAUUACCCAAGUGGGCCACAGGCCUUUACUCAGACUCCCUUAGGUGCUAAUCAUUUAACUGCAAACAUGAGUGGAUUAAGUCUACAUCCAGAAGGUCUAAGAGUCAUCAAUCUUCUUCAAGAAAGAAACAUGCUCCCUUCAACACCUUUGCAGCCUCCGGUUCCAAAUUUGCAUGAAGACAUCCAGAAACUUAACUGUAACCCAGAGUUAUUUCGAUGCACCCUGACUAGCAUUCCUCAGACUCAGGCCUUACUGAAUAAAGCCAAACUUCCUUUGGGGCUGCUCCUUCAUCCUUUCAAAGACCUAGUGCAAUUGCCUGUGGUUACCUCCAGUACAAUUGUGAGAUGCCGUUCAUGCAGGACGUACAUCAACCCUUUUGUCAGCUUUCUUGACCAAAAGAGAUGGAAGUGUAAUUUAUGUUACCGAGUCAAUGAUGUUCCUGAAGAAUUUCUGUACAACCCUUUGACCAGAGUUUAUGGAGAACCUCACAGAAGACCUGAAGUACAAAAUGCUACUAUUGAGUUUAUGGCUCCUUCAGAAUAUAUGUUACGACCACCUCAACCUCCCGUGUACCUCUUCGUAUUUGAUGUGUCUCACAAUGCAGUUGAAACUGGAUAUUUGAAUUCAGUUUGCCAGAGUUUGUUAGACAAUCUGGAUUUGCUUCCUGGUAACACUAGAACAAAAAUCGGAUUCAUAACAUUUGACAGUACAAUCCAUUUCUACAGUCUUCAAGAAGGUCUCUCUCAACCUCAGAUGCUAGUAGUUUCAGAUAUUGAAGAUGUUUUUAUACCUAUGCCAGAGAACUUAUUAGUAAAUUUAAAUGAAAGUAAAGAGCUUGUCCAAGAUUUACUGAAAACUUUGCCACAAAUGUUUAACAAGACUCUGGAGACCCAGAGUGCAUUGGGCCCUGCACUUCAGGCUGCCUUUAAGUUGAUGUCCCCAACUGGUGGUCGAAUGUCUGUCUUUCAAACACAACUCCCAACUCUUGGAAUGGGAGCCCUGAAACCACGAGAGGAACCCAACCAAAGAUCAUCUGCUAAGGAAAUACACCUGACACCAUCCACUGACUUCUAUAAGAAAUUAGCCUUGGACUGUUCUGGUCAGCAGGUAGCUGUUGACUUAUUCCUUCUCAGCGGACAGUAUUCUGAUUUGGCUUCUCUCGGUUGUAUUUCUAGGUAUUCGGCAGGUAGUGUCUAUUACUAUCCCUCUUACCACCAUCAGCACAACCCAGUCCAAGUACAGAAGCUACAGAAGGAAUUACAGAGAUACCUCACUCGGAAGAUUGGCUUUGAAGCCGUCAUGAGGAUUCGGUGUACCAAAGGUCUUUCCAUUCAUACCUUCCAUGGGAACUUCUUUGUUCGGUCAACAGACUUACUGUCUUUGCCCAAUGUAAACCCAGACGCUGGAUAUGCAGUACAGAUGUCAGUAGAAGAGAGUCUCACUGAUACUCAGUUGGUUUCUUUCCAGUCAGCACUGUUGUAUACAAGCAGCAAAGGUGAACGGAGAAUCCGUGUCCAUACUUUGUGUUUGCCAGUAGUUUCAACUCUGAAUGAAGUCUUUCUUGGCGCUGAUAUUCAAGCAAUUUCAGGGUUAUUGGCCAAUAUGGCCGUUGACAGGUCCAUUACUGCCAGUCUGAGUGAUGCUCGCGAUGCCCUAGUAAAUGCCGUCAUAGACUCUCUUUCAGCGUAUCGUUCUUCAGUCCUAAGUAACCAGCAGCCUGGACUCAUGGUUCCUUUUUCUUUGCGACUUUUCCCACUCUUUGUGUUGGCUCUCCUUAAACAGAAAUCAUUCCAGACUGGGACAAAUGCUCGUCUAGAUGAACGCAUUUUUGCUAUGUGUCAAGUGAAAAAUCAACCCCUGGUUUACCUUAUGCUAUCAACUCACCCUACUUUGUAUAGAGUUGACAAUCUCUCAGAUGAGGGAGCUCUCAAUAUCAAUGAUAGAACCAUACCUCAGCCCCCUAUUCUUCAGCUUUCAGUGGAGAAACUGAGCAGGGAUGGAGCUUUCCUCAUGGAUGCAGGCUUUGAGAUGAUGCUUUGGGUUGGAAAAAAUUGUGGACAGAAUUUUCUCAGCCAAGUUCUAGGAGUUCAAAGCUAUGCAUCAAUUCCACAGACUAUGACGGGUCUUCCAGAACUUGAUACACCAGAAUCUACCAGAACAGUAGCUUUCAUCUCUUGGCUUAGAGAGCAGAGACCAUUUUUUCCAAUACUUUAUGUAAUAAGGGAUGAGAAUCCAAUGAAGGCAACCUUCCUUCAAAACAUGGUAGAAGACAGAACAGAAUCUGCGUUAUCAUACUAUGAAUUCCUCUUGCAUAUACAGCAGCAAGUGAAUAAAUGAGCAAAUGAAGAAAUUUUACUUAUAUAAUGUGGAACACCUGAGAACGUAUAAUAUCUUCCUUUUCUAUUAGGUUUUUGGACUAAUGUGAUGAUUAAGAUGUUCUCACUGUGAUUUUGACAAGCUAUAGCAAAUAAAGGACCGUAGCCGAGAAUCAAACAUGCAACUCUGAAUACUGUACUUUUCAAUUCAAAAUGUAUCUACGUAUGAUUGGAUACCUUUUUUCCUUCGUUGCCAAUUAUGUUUGUGUUGUUAUGGAUUGAAAUAAGAAAUGAGACAAUAUUGCAGAGGCAAAGUACAUUUUGUAAAAUAAAGAUUUCUGUGUUCAAAGUGUAUAUUUGUCAUUUUUUAAUUUUCUGAAUUUUUGGCUGCUACAUUUAAAACCUCACAAGACUAAGUGUUGCAGGGAAGUUAUAAAUCUAUUGAUAAAGAUCUUAAAAAAAAAUUUAGAAAGGAAUAGAAUGUAGACAAAGUAGAAUCUAUCUCCUGUACCUGUUUUUUUUUUUUUUUCUUUUUUAAGGAAGGAAAAGGAUCAUCAUGUUAACUAAAACUAGAGUAAACUAACUCUAGCUUAAGAAGAACAAUAUAAAUUCAAGCUUUAAAAUCUGUCAGUAUUCUCUAUACUUGAAGAACAAAGUCACUUUGAUUUGAAGUGAAAACUAUAAUGAAGUGGUUUUCUGAUUUGCCUCAAGAAUUCUUGGACAUUCUGUCUUACUCUGCAGUGAAAAGAAUCGGAGCUGUCUUCAUAAAUGUAUUGGGACUGGGCAAUGAUGAUAGGGAGAUGGGAACUUUAAUUAUCUUGAUUGUUUAAGUGGGCUUUGUUUGGAACAAUUCUGCCCUGUGAUGUAUAAUAAAAGUGUUAUUUUGGUGAAAUGAGGGUGAUUGAAAGAAAUUAAAGGUUUUAAAUGCUGUCUCAAAUGCAUCAGUAACAUUUUUCUAAGGAGUUUAAUAAUUAAAUUGGAAGUCGCUCAUAAGAAAUUUUUAUUCUUGGAUAUAAAAACAUUAAAACGUGAAUGCUGCUGUUUGAUUUGGUGGAUAUUAAGAUCACACAAAUCUGAUAACAAUGAAGUUAUGAAAGAAACUUGAUUUCUGAACAUGCUUAAAGACUGCUUUUUUGAUUCAGAGAAAUAUUAUAGUCAAAAGUGUUAAGCGAAUUUUGUUUACAAAUAGGUAAAUUAUGCGCCUUUUUAUAUUUAAAGUGCUGUGAUACAAUAUCUUUAAGAGUUUGGCUCAGUUUUCACAGAUUCAGUUUGUCUUGUAUGAACUUCUGAAAGUAAAAGAUGUUCGUGUAUAAUAUUUGAUAAAAAGAUUUUUUGUUUUAAUGGGUUGGAAAAUGUGUUUACAAUUUUGGUCUCAUAUGAUCACCAACGAAAUAGUAACUUUCAGGUUUACAUCAACAUGAGCUGACUUCAACUGAGAUGUUCUGGGAUGGGAAAAAAGGUGGUCCCACUAGAGUGUACAGCUACUGCUUGCCAACUGGAUCAGAAUAAUUGUGUUUUAUAAAAAUAUCAUCUCCCUUAAGCAGUGUUAAGGUUUGUUUUCAGUGUGCAAGUUGUACAUUGAACUGCAAGUUUUCUUCAAAACAGCUUCAUUUUUUAGGAAGCAAAUUGCAAAUUAUAGCAAAUUAAAAUAAAUUUAUAUUUUCCCUUUUAAAGAAACUAAGAGUCACUGUUAUGCACUGGUUUUUCUUAAAAUAACAAAUUCUCUUCUUAAUGUGAAUUUUAAAUGUUGAUAUUUGUAAGUCCCUUCUUAACAGUAAAGGAUCUCCCAGAGGGAAAAGUUUGUGCUUCUAGGGACAGUAAUCUUCCUUGUGCCUCACACUUCAUCCCUAGGUGGAUAUGACUCUCGUUAUUACCACAUGCUUUGUUAGCAUAUUUGACAGAUUUACUUUAAAAUUUUUACUUUAAAAAUUAUUUCAGGUAUUGUGUAACAUGUGCAAUCCAGAAUAAUUUGAUCGUAGCCAGGUCAUAAAAAUUCGUUUUAUGUUCACAAUACUUUUCAUCUUCAAUCUCCAGAUAAUGAAGGAAUGAAUGAACCUUUUGGGGACAUUGAUGUUAAGCAAUUCUUUGCAAUAUUGAAUGUGAUUUUUAGUUUGAUUUUUUUCUUUUUUGGGGGGGCAGUGGGGCAGCACCUCCUAUCUCAUCUUGUAUUACUUUUUGAUGUAAAGCAACUAAGAUUUACAAUAUGCCAUAUUUUUUUUAUGAUAGUUGUAAAUUAUCAUGAAAGAUCCUUGAAUUUUCUACAGAUCUACAACUACUAAAGUAAAAGAUAAGGGCAAUCUUGGUAUUUAAAUCUGAGCAUGACGGUUCUACCAUAAAAAGUACUCUAUUUUUCUAAUUUCUAGGAUUUUUAAAAUAACAUUUCUGUACGUCUGACAUACUAAUACCAUUCAAGCAGUACCAGUUAUUUUAGUUUGCAUAUAUUUUCAUUAUUUUUAAUUUAAUAUAAUGUAUUUAGUCUAAUAGACUGUUUUGCAAUAAUUAGAAUAAAAGAUUUAUUUCUUCUAAUCAAAGAUGCAUAACAGCUAUUAUCUAGGGGACCACCAAAUGUGAUUUUAAGAUUUUGUUAACUAUUACAAAUAUAAUCCUUAUAUAGAAGUUUUAAUUUUGUAAAGUAGUGUAUAAUAUUGUAACAUUAAAUUCUUGUUCUUAAAUUCAGAUGUAUUGAUCUUCAAUGUGUUGUGUUAAAUCUUGCUUCUCUGAAAUGUUAAGAAACAAGAUUUGUCCUCCUUUAUACAGUUUGUAAUUUUCACAGUUUUAUUCCUGUUAAAAACAGUCAUUUGUAACCCAUGCAAAUAAUCAUUUGAUCUGUGCUAAUUUAUGAGUUUGGCUAUUCAAUAAAGUUAAUUGAAAGAGAUUACAUACAGUGACUUGUUAAAGUGAUAUAAACAAUUUGCCAAUGCCAACUACGUUGUGCUUACAAGUUAAGUCAAUUGUUGAAGGUGUUUUAAAACUCAUAAGUAGGUGCCUGGGAGGUUAAAGGUUAUUUUUUUCUCGGUGUUUUAAAGAUACUAUAUAAUCGGGUAGCUUCUGUCUGGAGGGGAGAUGAGAAGGCAGAGGGGGACAGAAGCUGGCUGAAUGGACACGGAAAUAAAGGGUGGAGAGAAGGAGUGUGCUGUCUCAUUAGGGGGAGAGUGACUAGGAGUAUAUAGCAAGGUAUAUAUAAAUUUUUGUAUGAGAGACUGACUUGAUUUGUAAACUUUCACUUAAAGCACGAUAAAAACUAAAAAGAUAUUAUGUAAUUGUCUUCUGGACACUUUUUUACUGAUCAGAAAACUGUUGCCAGUCUAAUUGUUCAUUUGAUGAUAAUCCCUGGUAUAUUUUAAGAUUUUUGUUUUAUUCUUAAAGCUCUAUGGUUUUACUACUCUGGGUUUUGUUGUUUUUCUGCUUGUUAUUCAGAGCACACUUUUAAUUAAUUUGAAGAUUGUUGUCCAUCUUCAAUUCUGGGAAUUUUUCAGCUAUUUUCCCUGUAAAUAUUUCCUUCUCUGCCAUUCCCUUUAUUCUUUUGUUAUCUCCAGAAUUCCUAUUAGUUGUAUGUCU